AUGCAGGAACAGCUGAUGUUGCAUAAACAGGCAAAGAUGUUGGGUCCAUUUGGCUGGGAUAAAUACCGGGCAUUGAUGUAUAUGCAGUCCCGGCUCCCGAGUUCAGCGGUUGGACCAGCGGCUCUUGCCAAGUUGUCUGGGCAGCUGCUGAGAGAGCCGGGACUUUCUGGGAAUAAGGGGGAGACUGUCUGGAAGCGUCAAGAUGUCAAGGGUUACAACAUAAGACGGAAGGGUAAAAAGGGCAAAAUACAAAUUGCGGAAGAGAAGAUACCAGAUGCGGAUCUCGAUGACCCGAGAUUUUCAGCCCUCUUCACUUCCUCUCUGUUUGCUUUAGACCCUACAGAUCCUCAGUUCAAAAGGAGUGCGGCUUAUGCUAGGCAACUCUCUCAGAAGCAGAAUGGUGACCAGAGAAGCUCAAAGCAGGCAACGGCUAAAUCAGAUGACACUGCAAAAUCAGGUGCCUUGGACUCUAAGAAAGAGAAACAUGAUUUGUCUUCAGCAAUCAGAUCGGUUAAGAUGAAAAUCCAGCAGAAAGACACAGAGAAAAAGCAAGGAAAGAAGCCGGAAUCAUCUGCAUUGGUUCAGCGGAUUAAGAAGAAAGCCAAAGCUAUGGCAAAAUGAGAGGGAGGAAGACAUGGUUUCUGUAAGCUGUAGCGAAUAAGGUUAAUAGAUUCUCAAUUCAUAUUGGGGAAGAAUGUCUCUGCCCGUAAUUGCCAAAGAGAUUUUUGUUAUGUCUCGUCUUUUUGGUCGAACACACUAUACAUAAUGAGCAUGUUUCGAUAUGCCAAUA
Tarenaya hassleriana is the source of this 790-nucleotide messenger RNA. RefSeq names its product ESF1 homolog. The transcript is spliced from 3 exons. The coding region runs from base 1 to 621 and encodes 206 amino acids. Gene Ontology annotation, molecular function: RNA binding. NCBI's taxonomy places the organism in Eukaryota, Viridiplantae, Streptophyta, Magnoliopsida, Brassicales, Cleomaceae. The record is from RefSeq and is a predicted model, not a curated record. Gene Ontology annotation, biological process: rRNA processing. Gene Ontology annotation, cellular component: nucleus.